AUGAGCCGCAAUGUAGGACGAAGAGUCGGCGGACAAACAUGGCGCUCCCUCGUCGGCUUCUCCGCACCAGCGCAUCCGCAUCCGCAUCCUCCCUCUCCGCUCGCAUUGCAUGCGAGUAGCAGUCUCGCUCGCUAUCCUCUACCCACUCUACUGCGGUCAGCAAGCUCAAGAGCCUUGUCGGACAGUCCUUCCUCCAGAUCGCACCUCCCAACUGCCGCUCGUCUCGGACUCGGAUGCAUCGGUGGUCAUCUCCCGCCUGUCACUCCAGAAGCGGAAAGAGCCAGCGUGACCAAGCUCGCUGCUACAGCAUGGCGGCACCACAUACACAGCAGGGCAAGGCGGAAAGGCGCAGCUGCCAGCACAAGACGGAAAAGCUCCCUCAGCAAUGGGACUUCAAACCCGCGAGAGGAGCCACCAGCGAAGCCAGUCCCCCAGGCGGAGCUAUCACCGACCCCACAGAAGACCGAGAGCCCCAAGGCGAGCUCGGAACCUUCAGCUGCUGCUAGCAAGCCCCUUCUUGACCGGCUACCGCAUCUGCCCCAGAAUAUUCACCGGCCGACCAAGGAGGAGCUGCUUGCAGCCGCCACCGGCUUCUGGUCGCGGCUGCGCGUGCGCUUCAAAUGGUUCUCCAUCAAAAGCGCCCGUCCGUUCAACAUGGACGAAAUCAGCGCCUUCUUCUCGUGGAUCCUGGUAGGACAUGUUGUUUGGAUAAUAGUGGGGACAACGACGUUCUUCUCGCUGGCCAUUCUAAUGGUCAAUACCGUCUUUGCGCAAGAAACGCUCGCGGGCUGGAUCGGUAAUUACCUCACCAAGUCUUCCGGUGUCAAGGUCAUCUUCGAAUCCGCCAUCGUGCCGAACUGGCGAGACGGUGUCAUAUCUUUCAAGAACGUCUUCGUCUCGCGACGACCUGGACAAGGCCAGUCGAAGGUCACCAAGGGCUCCCAGACGUCGGCCGCCGCAGCCGCCGCAGCAGCAGCGCUCGCCGAGCGGGCCGGCGAUGGCGGAAAGCCAGAAGAGGAGGACACGAACUACACACAGUUCGACCUCUCAAUCGACACAGUCAACGUCACGCUAUCCUUCGCCAAAUGGUUCAACGGCAAAGGGCUCCUCCGUGACGUGGAAGUAAAAGGGAUCCGCGGUGUAGUGGACAGAACCUCCGUGCAUGCGCCAGAAGUCUACGUCGAUCCGCGGACCUACAAACACGAGCACAACCCGGGAGACUUCGAAAUCGACUCCUUCAAAAUGGAAGACCUCCUCGUAACCGUCUACCAGCCUGGCAACUUCCGCCCCUUCAGCGUCAGCAUCUUCGCCUGCGACCUCCCCCAGCUGCGCAAGCAAUACCUCUUCUACGACUUCCUCUCCGCAAACACAAUGUCCGGCUCCUUCGACGACUCGCUCUUCACGAUCCACCCGCGCCAAACGCACAACUACACGGGUGCGCAGCUGAACGAGGGUCGCGAAGACUCCAUCGCCGGCGAAGCGACCCACUGGAAGAAGCACUCCCGCAUCCGCAUCGACGGCCUCGCAAUCGACCACCUGAACCGCGGCAUCAACGGGCCCUUCUCCUGGAUCCACGAGGGGAAUGUCGACAUUGUGGCUGACAUCAUGUUCCCGGCCGACAACGCGGGCAGCAUCGCAAAGGUGAUGUCGGACUUCUACGACAGGGUGGAAGCCACCGUCACGGACCUCCAGAACGGAGUCGGCGAGCACAACCGCGGCGGCGAUGAGCAGGUCGCCAAGCCCUCCGCGGAGCAUCACCAGAAGCACAACGAUGACGACGAGAGGUUCCUGGUCAUGGAUCUGAGGGUCCAUCUUAAUGACGUUAGGGCUGCGGUGCCGCUGUUCACGAGGGAUAUCAGCUACAUCAACAAUGCGCUUGUGAGGCCGAUUGUUGCGUAUAUCAACUCGAAGAAGACGUUCAUACCCGUUAACUGUAGGGUGGUGAAGAGGGCGAGCGAGUUUGAUGGCAGCUGGACGGUCUAUGAUAGCGGGCUGAUGGAGGAUGUGUCGAGGGAGAUGUACGAAGCAUUCGCCCGCGACGUCCUGAACGACCACCAGGCCCGCAAGCGCCGCUUUAAGAAGGUCGGCAUCUGGACCAUCCAGCUGGCUGCGCAGGCGCUGUUUAUAGGCUUGGCGGGCCAUGUUGCGUGA
Molecule: messenger RNA, 2151 nt
Organism: Coniosporium apollinis CBS 100218
Lineage: Eukaryota; Fungi; Ascomycota; Dothideomycetes
Exons: 3
Coding region: 1-2151 (716 amino acids)
Biological process (GO): mitochondrion inheritance
Cellular component (GO): mitochondrial inner membrane
Source: RefSeq, a predicted model, not a curated record